Molecule: messenger RNA, 900 nt
Organism: Pistacia vera
Lineage: Eukaryota; Viridiplantae; Streptophyta; Magnoliopsida; Sapindales; Anacardiaceae
Exons: 2
Coding region: 1-900 (299 amino acids)
Source: RefSeq, a predicted model, not a curated record
AUGAAACCGUACGAUGGUACCACCGACCCGGAUGACCACAUAGCCUCGUACAAGCAGCGAAUGUUUACAGUCUCAAUACCCCGACCGCUUAGGGAAGCCUGCAUGUACAAGAGUUUCGGUUCUAGUCUAUCUGGACCAGCACUCCAAUGGUCUACGAACCUCCUGAACAGAUCCAUCGACUCAUUCACCCAGCUUACUGACACCUUCGUAGAGCAAUUCGCCAGCAGCAAGAAACUAGAGAAACUAUCGGCCGACCUAUACCGAAUAUACCAGAAAAUGGGAGAGCCAUUGAGAGAAUAUGUCAGCAGAUUCAAUAGGGAAAAGAUCUCUAUCCCCUCCUGUAACCCUGAGACUGCUGUGGACGCUUUCAGGAAGGGCCUCCUCCCAGACGAAGAUCUGUACAAAGAACUUACAAAGCUGGGUUGCACCACAAUGGAAGAUGCUCUGGCCCGGGCGGUUAUCCAGAUAAGAUGGGAGGAAGAUGAGAUGGACCGAGCUACCCAUUCUAGAUACGAAUCAAGGCGGAGCGACAAGAAGCCAGAGUCUAGACCGGUAGAGCACCGCUACCAACCCCCAGCACGUAAUAUGAGCAGAGUCAGGAAGCCUUAUGAUCGCCAACACACGAGAAAUGAUAACAGGCAGUUCGGAUCGAACCAACACAAGAUACUAGAGUACAACCUCAAUGUCGAGCCAACCCAGGUCGUAGCAAUAAUGAAAGGAUUGGGAUCCACCGUCAGGUGGCCUGGCAAGCUCAAUCCCGAGAUUGCCAACAUCCUAGUGAAAAAGGUGUUCGUAGAUGGAGGUUCGUCAGCAAAUAUCCUAUUCCUUGAAGCAAUCAAGGCGAUGGGACUAGAAGAAGCAAACAUCAACAGGCCGCCCGACAUUAUAACCGCAACGUGA